Molecule: messenger RNA, 2569 nt
Organism: Etheostoma spectabile (orangethroat darter)
Lineage: Eukaryota; Metazoa; Chordata; Actinopteri; Perciformes; Percidae
Product: protein FAM53B
Exons: 5
Coding region: 370-1734 (454 amino acids)
Biological process (GO): positive regulation of canonical Wnt signaling pathway; protein import into nucleus
Cellular component (GO): nucleus
Source: RefSeq, a predicted model, not a curated record
UUCCAACCAGUGCUGAAGGCUGAAAGUAGAAAGCAGCAGCGAGCGAGCACUCAGCUGCUUGCAGUCUGGCUCAGUCCUGCACUGGCGGCUGCAACUGCGAUAAACUUUUGUGAUUUGUUCCUGGUUUCCCUUUGUUGAAGAUGACCUAACUUCGAGAGAGCCGCUGCUGGCCAGGGAUCGGCUGAAGUGCAAGAGACACCCUCCUACCUCCACAUCCACCACUGCCAUCAGCACUGAAGGGCUGCUCUGCAGAUGGGAGGUCGCAACCGGUCGUCUGUUUUGCCCAAAAUGUCCUCCACCCUCAUCUAAGAUGGCUGCCUGUGGCCUUCUCCUGCAUCCGAACAGACUGGAGCAGAGCUGUGUGUUACCAUGGUGAUCAUUUUCGUGAAAACACAGGAAAAGAAGAAGGGUGUCAAUGAUGUAAGGUCCAAGAACACCGAUAAACGGCUGCAUGAGCUCCACACCAUGAGCAGAGGGACCACCCUCCUCUCCUGUGGGACUGUGGAGGCAGAUCGGUGGGUGGACUUGGGGCAAAGCUGUGGAAUCCAGCAGAGAGCUCCCUGCCAGUCUGGUGCCAGUCUGGAGAGCCUAUGGGAUGUGAUGCCAGAGCCGGAGAGCUGGCACUGGACCAAGGAGCCAGGCAGCGCCACAGCAAUCACCAGUCUGAUAAGAGAUCUCAACCUUGGCAACAGCGGCGUGACCACCCCCAACUCCCACACCACAUCCACCAUUGCUCAUUACACCACUACAGCUACCAGCCAAGCUCCCACCGCACCCCCAAGCAAGCGUCAAUGUCGUUCUCUAUCGCUCUCGGAUGAACUCAGUGGAUUCCGCUCCCCUUGGAGGCCCCAAGGCUCGCGAGUGUGGACAACGAUAGAGAAACGAAGGUGCCACAGUGGAGGAAGUGUGCGAGGAGGAGGGGGGUUCUCUAGCGGCCAUUUCCCCACCAUGCAGCGUAGCUCCAGCUUCAGUUUGCCCUCCCGUUCUAGAAACCCCUCAGAUGGAGCCCUAGAUCUGCCAUUCUUCAACCAGCGACUGCCUCUCCAGCCUCAAUUCACUGCCUCUCCAGUCUCCCCUACCUCUUCUUCCUUGCAUCAUCACCACUCCUACAACCACCACUUCCUCAGGCCCCUCUCCCUCUCCCAUGAGCAGAUAAGCCUGCCAGAGCUCCGGAGGGAGGAGGCGUCAGAGGUCAGCUCUCCAGACUCCACCCCAGAAUUGGGGAGGCGAGCUGGCCUGAGAUCCAGGGGCACGGGGUGUCUGUCUCGGAGCAAGUCCCAGCCCUGCGUGCUGAACGACAAAAAGAUUGGUAUGAAGCGAAGAAGACCAGAAGAUGCCCAGGAGCAGCGACCCUCCCUGGACCUGGCAAAGAUGACUCAGAGACUUCAGACUUUUCAGAGCUUGAGCUGCCCCGGAUUCUCUGCCAUUGACAGCUGCCAAUCAAGCCUGCUCCCUCCCACCUCUGUCACCUCCAGCCAACCAGUUUCAGACUUCACUGCUGUGUACGAGCUGGGACUGGAGUCCCGACAGGAAGUGGCAGGAGAUGACGAGGAAGGGGAUUCAUCCUACGAGGAGCUGGAUAGCGACUCGGCUUGCAGUGUGGACUCACAGCCCGGCUCUCCUGUAGGCAUCAUGGGCGGUAAAUGCACCCUCUGGAAGGGUGAUUGUGGGAUACAGAGGGACAUUUUCCAGCUGGGGGGAGAGCUGGAUCUUGACCAGAUUGAGAGAAACUGAACAUUUAAUAGGAGAAUUUAAAAAUCCUGUGCCUGGACUGUUAUAGAAAGUUACUGGACAUUGAUGAUGUGCCAAGAGAUGGCAAUUAAGAAGGGCUGUGAGGAAAAGAGUGCAGGAAAGUGAUAUAGAUAAUAAAGGAUUAAGUAUGUCGUCAACGGCUGCCUUUUUAAUGAUACAUUUGCCUUGAACAUUCUUACUCUUUGAAUAAAAAAAUGGUGACCUUUAGUUGUUGUAUUUAAUUGGGGUUUCAGCCUCACUCAGGAUUAGGCAAGUGACGGUAAGUCUUAAAGGAAAACCUCCCAGGCCUCAUUGUCUUUUCAACCUGAUGACCUUUCCAAAGUCAGCUAACCUUGGUUUGUAGUACUGUAGCAGUAGCUGGGCUCCCCUGUGUUUAGCUUGAGUUUUUCUUUUUUACGGAGAAAGUGGGGGGCGUCAAGGAUGGGGUAAAACAGGGAGGGGUAAAGAGAAACUUCUCACAGACUUACCCUUGAUCUUCCUUUUCAUCUUUUGUGCACUCUUGAAAAUCAGAAUUUCUUUUUGUUGAAUGUAGGCUCAAUAAGCUUUAUGACGAGUUGGAAAAAGGACGGUGCCUUCUUUUGGAUGCUUGCUCUACCAGUUCUCUAGCCUCAAUCAAAGCCACCUUUUUUGACCUUUUUUUAUAGUAGUUUCUUAAUAUGCAAAUUGUAUAUUUGAAUUAAACACUGAAUCUCAAGUUUUCAGUUAUAAUAUCAAUGUAUAUUUUUCAAAGUGACUAUUUUGUAUGAGCUGUUUGUGAAGGAGCAAGAAUACAAGGCCAUUCUAACAGAAUGGGCAUGAAAUAAAUGUACAACCUGCA